AUAACGUUUUGCCCAUUCAUCUGAAUGAACUAGUAAUCGAGUAGACAAACCAUAGGGAGAAAGCGAAACGGAAAAAGAAGGCGUCCAAAUCCACAGGCGCGACCGCGACCCCGCAACGGCCGGCAGAGGCGACCGCGCCACCGCUUCCCCUUCCCCGCCGCCUUUGCCCGCGCCGCAAGCUUCCUCCUCCUUCCCUCUCACCCGACGCCACCACCUCUCCAGGUCUCCCCCAAUCCCGCCCCCGCACGUCCAGAUCUUGAGGCGGCACAGGUGAGGCAGCGCAACCCCCUCCGUCUGUGGACUGUGGUGGUGGCGGCGGCGGCGGCGGCGGCGCUCGACCGGCCUGCAGCGGGAUGGCGUACGUGGACCACGCCUUCUCCAUCACCGACGAGGACGACCUGGUGGGCGGCGCGGCGGGGGGCCGGCCGCGCGGCGCGCCGGUCAAGGAGAUCGCCUUCGCCGCCGCGCUGCUCGCGUUCGGCGCGCUCGGCGUCGUCGCCGGCCUCGUCAUGGCCGGCCACCGCGUCGGCGGCGACCGCUCCCACGGGAUUUUCUUCACAGUGCUGGGCGUAGUGAUGUUCAUCCCUGGAUUCUACUACACAAGAGUAGCGUAUUAUGCUUACAAAGGGUACCAGGGCUUCUCUUUUGCCAACAUCCCUCCCAUCUGAAGCAGCAGUGGCUGAACCUGGUUGGACCGUCUCAUCCCUUCCUAUAAAAAUGUGAACAUGUUUUUUUUUUCUUUAAACCCUUAUAGAUUGUAGUAGUAGUUGUACAUAUAACAAACAACUAAAAUAAUGAGAGACCACGACGAUAUGGUAGUUUCACCUGAUAGCCUGUUAAUUGUGUGAUUAUAUAUAUUGAUGAAAGGGCUUCUCUUGUCGAUAUCACCAAGACAGUUUGUUGUGAUGCUGCUCUGUCUAUUGGUUCUU
Triticum aestivum (bread wheat) is the source of this 929-nucleotide messenger RNA. RefSeq names its product transmembrane protein 230. Gene Ontology annotation, cellular component: endomembrane system. The transcript has 2 exons. NCBI's taxonomy places the organism in Eukaryota, Viridiplantae, Streptophyta, Magnoliopsida, Poales, Poaceae. The record is from RefSeq and is a predicted model, not a curated record. The coding region runs from base 354 to 668 and encodes 104 amino acids.